Messenger RNA from Engraulis encrasicolus (European anchovy), 1316 nucleotides. RefSeq lists its product as uncharacterized. The record is from RefSeq and is a predicted model, not a curated record. Lineage: Eukaryota; Metazoa; Chordata; Actinopteri; Clupeiformes; Engraulidae. The transcript has 2 exons. The coding region runs from base 132 to 1316 and encodes 394 amino acids.
UUGAAAAGUGCAAUGACAGCACCGUAAUUGUGCAUGUGGACUUUUCAGAGGCAUGGAAGUGCAAGUACAGUUCUGAGGUACAGUCAUGCCAUUUUGGUCAGAACCUACCCCAGCUUAAUCUCCAUACUGGCAUGCAUUACACAAACAAACAGAAGGCAAGUUUUUGUACUGUCUCAGAGUCAAAGCGGCAAGAUGCUGCAGCCAUUUGGACACACAUGGAACCAGUCCUGAGAGACAUUCGUUCAAAGUUUCCAACAAUUGACACCAUUCACUUUUGGUCAGAUGGCCCCAGCAAGCAGUAUAAAAACAAAACCAACUUUUAUCUACUUUGCAUUGUCCCCACGUCACAUGGGAAGGGAGCCCCAGACGGCAUUGGUGGCACAGUCAAAAGGACAGCAGACAGCCUCAUACUGAGGGGACAUGACAUCAUUAAUGGUGAUGUCUUCCAGGACAUGGUAGGCAGCAACCUCUGCAAAACCGAGCUCUAUACCAUUUCUGAAGCUGACAUGCAGCCAUAUGACACACUCCUGGCUCAACCAAUAAAGCCUGUACCUGGAACAAGAAAAUUUCAUCAGGUUGCACCGACAUAUCUCAACAAUUCUGAAAUAAUUUGCAGAUCCCUGUCCUGUUUUUGCAGUGACCCUCAGUUUUGCAGCUGUUUCAGUCCAACAAUAUUCCAGCUGCACAUAAAACCACACAGGAUACAGGCCGGAAAGGAUGGCAUGACACAGAAGAAAGGCCCUUUGGCACUCUUGAUGGAGGAAGUGGAACAAGAGGAAACAGAACAAGAACAAAUUGAACAGCAAGAACAUGAAAGUGAGCAAGAGCCAAUCACCAAAAGGGGUCCUAUAGGAACUGUGACAAAUCUUACUGAGGAGGUACUUCAGUCCGGUGAUUGGCUUGCAGAUGUUUAUGAUCAACACUGGUGGCUUGCAAGGGCUGUUACUGUGGACUCUGAUCAUCAAGAUGUCAAAGUGGAAUUUUUCCACCCACAUGGGCCCACAACACAAUUCUUUCCAUGUCGAGGUGGAAAGGAUAUGUGCUUUGUACCCUUCAAUAAUGUUCUGGUCAAACUUGAGGAACCAUCAACACCAGUUCGUACAAGCAGGAGAAGGGAGAUAUACCAUCUACCAGCUGAGGUGAUGGACUUCAUAGAAGAGCAACGGAUGUUCAUGGGCGAAUUACUGAUUGUCCAACUGGGAGACGUCUCAGGGGAGCAGCACAUAGAGAUAUGUGUCAUCGCUGGCUUGUGUCGUCACUGGUACGCUUGUUUCUACCUGCUGUGCAUGCACCUGAAAGUUGUCAGGGCCUUUUGA